This is a messenger RNA of Monosiga brevicollis MX1, 2721 nucleotides long. RefSeq lists its product as uncharacterized. The record is from RefSeq and is a predicted model, not a curated record. NCBI's taxonomy places the organism in Eukaryota, Choanoflagellata, Craspedida, Salpingoecidae. The coding region runs from base 1 to 2721 and encodes 906 amino acids. Gene Ontology annotation, biological process: ribosomal large subunit biogenesis; ribosomal large subunit export from nucleus; endonucleolytic cleavage in ITS1 to separate SSU-rRNA from 5.8S rRNA and LSU-rRNA from tricistronic rRNA transcript (SSU-rRNA, 5.8S rRNA, LSU-rRNA). The transcript is spliced from 3 exons. Gene Ontology annotation, cellular component: preribosome, large subunit precursor; nucleolus; nucleus. Gene Ontology annotation, molecular function: protein binding.
AUGGGUCCCGCGGAGGACGUGGCGGCCGACGUCGAGAUUGUCAAGGCUCGUGCAGAGUCUGCUGGCCUUCAUCUGCAGCCCAGUAAGAGCCGCUUCUACAUGCCUCGCCACCAUUCGGCUUCCAUCACUGCUAUCAAGUCUGUAUUGCCAGAUGCCGUGCGCGAGACGGCCAACACGGGCAUGACGGUCUUGGGAACGCCGAUUGGCCGUCGCGAGUGGAUGAAGAAGCAGCUGAACGACAAGGCAAAGCACAUUGCUGGCAAGCUCAAUGACAUGCUGACGACCGGUGUCUCGCUUCAGGCCCUCCUCACGGCCAUGCAGUACGUGCCUAGCCUCAUCAACCACCUCUACACGCUGCCCCCAAGUCUCACGUCGGGCUUGUCCGAGCUCUUGAACCGUGCUUGCAAGGACACCUUUGUCAAAGCCUUUUUUGCCAAGGUAAACCUGUCUGCACCGGCUGGAGCUGAAGGUCAUGACGUUACGCUGGAACAGCUCCUUGAGGCUCGCCUCUUCACACGGGCCAACACCGGGGGCUUUGGCCUGCACGACUUGGUUGAGCGCGGUCCGGUGGCUUAUGUCUGCAACAUGGCCAAGCUGGCCACUCGCUACCCUCGGGUCUACGAUCGACUCUUGAAGGAUGCAUCGAGGGCUGCCGACUUUGAGGUCCAUGUGCAGCGAGCUGGCUUCCAGAUGGCCACGGUCAAGGACGCGGCGACUCAGCGACCAGCUGAGAUCAUUGCCUUUCGCUCCAAGGCGGCACUGGACGACCUGAUGGCCAAGUGCGCGCUGGACCUGCAGCAGGCAUAUCUGGCCUCACGCGAGUGGGGCGUCAGCACUGUCUUGACCAUGCGGGGUCGAGACAAGUUGCGUCGAUUGAGCGACACGACCUUUGCCAUUGCGGUCGUGUCCAUGAUGGAUCCAUCGGAUACACAGCAAACCCAUUCCGAUCCCUCUCCGCCCUCUGCUUCACCCCCUGCCACUACCAUUUUGCCCGCUGCCAUUUCACAUCCUGUCGAACACAGUGAGCAUGCAAACUCAGCCCCACUUGGCGAAGUCAGUGAGAGUGAAACACACAAUACAGCGGGCGAACACAGUGAGAGUGAGCAAGAUGUUCUUCUCAGCGAUCCCGCUCCGCCCAUCGCUGCCAACGUGCUGGAUGCCCAGCGCAAGGUCCUGCUGAAGACAUCUGGCCACAGGCAACUCCUCGCCUGCCCAUUUGGGCUUUGCAAAUGCAAGGGGCCCCGCCUUGACCGCAAAGCUUGGAUCAAUCAUGUACUACGCGAGCACCCCUACGACGAGCAAGCCACUGAUCUGGUCAAGCAGGUGAUGGAGGCCAAAUUGGUCACCCAGUGCAACAAGUGUCACCUCUUCUUCGAAGCUGCUGGUAUCAGUCAACACCGCUCCCGAUGUGGUGCCAAUCUGAAGCGAGCGACCGAGGCGUUGUUUCAUGCGGCUGGACACGACCUGCUUGAGAUUAUGCGUGGCGCUUGGCCCCAACAGUGUGUAGGGUCUCGCGUCAGUGUCUGUGAGCUGCUCAAGCUCGCCCGGCAUCCACUGAUGCAGCGCAGCCGCUACCCAUCCAACGCCACCGAGACCAAGCUGAUGGCUGCCACCUUGAGCCAGCUGUAUUGGUCUGCCGUCCAUUCGGACUAUACCGCUGAAGAGCGAGAGAUGUGCUGGGCUUUGAUUUUGGCCUUGCCUAGCAUGUUGUUGUCUGCUCCCUCGACCGCACUGUCUACGAUUGACCUGCGCAAUAUGUUUCACGAUCGUCUCCGUUGGCUUGUGACGGGGCAACUAGGUCGGGUCGCGGACGCCAUGCGCAAGGCAGUCGCACGCAAGCAGAGCCGUCGAGGACAGCUGAACGCCGGCGCGGGCGCCCACCCGAACGACGCAGUCGACCAGAGCCUCAGGUCACUCGUCCGCGACCCGGACCUGGCGGACGAAGCCUGGGCAAACCACGUCACGAACCGUCUGAACCGAGGUCAGAUUGCCAAAGCAUUUGAUGCCGACAAGGCUCGUGCCGUGAUUGUGAUUUUGAUGUCGGGGUUGCACAGCUUUGCUUUCAGCUCUGAGGUUCAAACACCUAAUUUAUUAUUCAACGUCAAGCCGACGGACAAGUGCCCGCUCUGCAGCAGCAAGACAUCUCAGCCGCGACUGACCCGCGAGCAUCUGCUGACCUGCCGUCCCAUCAAGCGUCACAACGCCCUUCGCGACGAGAUGGGCCGCCUGCUCAGGUACGCCACCCUCUCCCAUGUCUGGGUGGAAAAGUCUGGCUACAACGCCAACGGUCAGAGCUGCCGCAUCGACCUGCACUGCCGCAACCCUUUUCCCGGCGGUGCUCUGGGCCCAGCUCUGCCCGACCUGGGCAUUGACGUGACUGUGCGCACAGCCCAACCCUCGACCACCUCGCAAGCCUGCAUCAAGGUGGGCGCUGCCCUUCGCCGAGCCGAAAAGGAGAAGCGCGACUACUACACCGGUUUCAACCAUGGAAAAACUCUGAUCGUCCCUGCGGCGAUGACGACAACCGGUGGGUUCGCCUCCUCCUUUGUGGAUCUGCUUGGUCAGCUCGCCCGCUGCGCCGAGGCCCGUGGUGUGUACCAGCCGGGGCUGGAUGAGGCCUUUGUUCCUCGAUGGAAGGGUCGCUUUGCGGCGCUGGUCCAUCAGAUGAACGCUGACCACAUCCAGCGCCACUUUGGCGGUGUCUGCCUGCGCUCGUCGUAG